AUGCUUCGGCUGAAUGUAGGAUUUCUUAUGCGGCAUAUAGGACAAGAUGUGCCAAAACGGCAUACCCACUUUGUUUUGGAGUCUAGGCUAAUGUACGAAAAGUCCUUUCGCGACAAUUGGCUGUACAGUGUUUGUCGCGCCGUUUCGCAACUUGAUGAGCCGUUGUCCAAGACAAUAUUAGGCACACGGCAGAAGAUGUUACAACGCAAGGUUGCAUGCUUUCAAUAUAAUCAGUAUGGGCUAUUUAAGGUGCCGUAUUAUCGCUUAGCCAACGUCGAUCGCUAUCACGCGGUCCAAGGUGUUCCAGGAACACGGGAGUGGGUUCCAUACGCCAACGUUUCGUACUGGACGAUGAACAAGAUGGUGCGUAGUGGCAACUUAUUGGUGCAUCGGGUGCAUUACACUGGUUGGGGAACAGAUACGCAUCUCAAGCGGGGUGGAUGGGAGCAUCGCUGGAAUAAAGUAAUGCAACGCAAUACACUUCAGUACUCUCGAAUCUAG
This is a messenger RNA of Trypanosoma rangeli, 501 nucleotides long. RefSeq lists its product as uncharacterized. The record is from RefSeq and is a predicted model, not a curated record. The transcript has a single exon. The coding region runs from base 1 to 501 and encodes 166 amino acids. NCBI's taxonomy places the organism in Eukaryota, Euglenozoa, Kinetoplastea, Trypanosomatida, Trypanosomatidae.